This is a messenger RNA of Capronia epimyces CBS 606.96, 828 nucleotides long. RefSeq lists its product as uncharacterized. The coding region runs from base 1 to 828 and encodes 275 amino acids. NCBI's taxonomy places the organism in Eukaryota, Fungi, Ascomycota, Eurotiomycetes, Chaetothyriales, Herpotrichiellaceae. The transcript has a single exon. The record is from RefSeq and is a predicted model, not a curated record.
AUGGCUUCACAAAACCCAGCAUCGGCAUCGACUCCAGCAUCGGCAUCGACUCCAGCAUCGGCAUCGACUCCAGCAUCGGCAUUUCCUCUUAAUGGACGCGAUAUCCGCAAUAUCCCUCGUUCCGAAGUGAUCCUUGCUGCUGCGACAGCCCCCGUCAUUUAUGUAGCAGAAUACGCACAUGUGAAAGUCGUUCGUGUGCAUGACAAUGCAGUCCUGAAGUUUGGUAAGCAGGUUGAUGCCACGGAGGGAAAAAACAUGGAGUUCGUUCGCCAACACACGACGAUCAAGGUCCCAACCCUGAUCGACGCUUGGGAGGUAGAGGACAAGGACAAGAAUAAAACCAGCACAACGUACCUGCUCAUGGAGUAUGUCGACGGCAUUGUGGUGGAAGAGAUCUGGUCGACUCUCCAUGUGCCAGCCAAGCUCUCCAUUUGCAACCAAGUCUGUGAUGCCAUACAGCAGCUUCAAGCCAUUCCUUUCGCCCAACCUGGCCUGGUCGGUGGAGGAGGUCUUUGUUUUGGCCCUCUUUUCAACGAUUUUGGAGCUGGCCCAUUCGCAUCGGUCGAAGAAAUGGAGGAUUGGUUCAACGAACGUCUCCAAGUUUGCAAAGACUUCAAAAAGGUUCGUCCGGACUACCCUUCCUUCUCAGGAACAUUCAAAUCCUUGGUCAUGUGCCAUCUUGACCUCUACCCGAGAAAUCUGAUGCUAGACAAGCAUGAUAGGGUGUGGAUCCUUGACUGGGCCUUUGCAGGUGGCUAUCCUCCUUGCUUCGAACGGGCCACGUUGGAGCUUGUUGGAAAGUCCCAAUACAAGCCUUGGUCGAACUGA